AAGGAGGAAAGUGUCGAGGUGACGAAUGUGAUUGUCGAAGAACUGGAAGGAUUGCGAAAGACUACAAGAGAAACCCAUCACUCAGAUGGGACAACCACAAUCACAACGACCAUUGAAGAAUACGACAAUGCUAACGGCAAUCCUUCCUCGACGGAUGCUCGCGUGCCAGAUCCAACAUCCACAACAUCCGGCGGGCUCCCAUCCUCGGACUACAUUUCCACUUCUCUUAGUUGGGAUUCUCGUGCCAGCUUGGAGCAGUUUGAGACUGUGGAAAUGGACUAUGCCUCCAUCGUCGAGACUUCAUCGAGUGGUAGAGACAAUUCCACCACUAAAACUUCGCCUCGCGACAUGCGAAAUGCCACAAAGUGUUGUUUGGUUCAGCAAACAGCCAUGUCAAUCCUCCAGGAAAUGCAUGAGGAGGACGAAGCCCAAAAAAGGCAGCAACAGGUGGCGAAGCAGCCCCCGCUUGUGCGGUCGCGAAUUGCCUUGGCACAAUCCAGGGCAUCCCCGAGUAUGAACCGGAGCAACAAGACCACUUCUUCCACGAACAACACGAUGGAACCUUCCCAUUCCGUUUCGACGUCGGAACCACCCUUGACGUUCAAAGCGGACGAGUCUACACCUUCCAAGAAAACCAUAUUGACGACCCGGGGUGGCCGUGUCUACCCCCGAAGUACCACUAGCUCCGACGCUGUGGGUCUGAACGACCCUGACGACGAUACCAUCGACGACGACUUUUUCGCGGCAUCCAAGUUCAGCUCCAAAGUAUCCACUGCCUGUCACAGUACUAGCGAAGAUGAUGGUAUCACAUUCAAUACGGGUGAAUAUGCGGUCAAUAAUGACAGCGUCAAAGUGGCGUAUCAGGGCCGAAAGAAGAAGCGUUCGGACCCUUAA
Messenger RNA from Seminavis robusta, 894 nucleotides. Lineage: Eukaryota; Bacillariophyta; Bacillariophyceae; Naviculales; Naviculaceae. The record is from the annotation of a GenBank genome assembly.